Messenger RNA from Camellia sinensis, 2301 nucleotides. Its product is annotated as transcription factor AS1. The record is from RefSeq and is a predicted model, not a curated record. Lineage: Eukaryota; Viridiplantae; Streptophyta; Magnoliopsida; Ericales; Theaceae.
CGAGCGUACACCCUCUCUCUCCUGGCUAUACUGCAGAAAAAGCAGAGGACUCUGUUUCUCUCUCUCUCUCACUCUCUCUCUCUCUAUACGUAUAUAUCGUUCACUCUGUUCUGUAUAUAUAUAGCCUUUUCGUCGGAAGCACCACCGGAACUCACGUAAGCACAUUCCCUUAUACACAUCAGCCAACCAAGAGAGAGAGAGAGAGAGGGGGGUUGAAAUCUCGUCCUUAGCCCUUUUCUUUUAGCCCUUUUCUUCUCCUCCGCGUGCCCUCCUUUUCCGCCACUGUCAGAUCCUCUUUCUCUCUCUCUCUCUCUAAUCUUUUGUCCUCCACUCUGCUCUCCAUUUUUGUUCUCUCUUUCUUUUUUCUUUGUUCUUUGUUCUUUGUUCUUUGUUCUUAGUCUCUCUCUAGGCUCUAGUUUUUCCGUAACGAUCUUUGUUUGGUUUUGGGUUUGGGUUUGGUUCUUGCUCUGUUUUAUAGACAAAAUCGAACAGGAAAUGCACUGAUGGACAAGCUUGGUUUCUUAAAACUGAACAAUACGCUAUGACGAGUUUGAGGCAAUGGGCAUCGGUGUCUGCACCUGGAAAUGAAGGAGAGGCAGCGGUGGCGACCUGAAGAGGAUGCUCUGUUGCGUGCGUAUGUAAAACAGUAUGGACCAAGGGAGUGGAACCUUGUGUCACAGCGCAUGAACACGCCUCUUGACAGAGACGCCAAAUCCUGUUUGGAGAGGUGGAAAAACUAUCUCAAACCGGGCAUCAAGAAAGGUUCCCUCACCGAAGAAGAGCAGCGCCUCGUCAUCCGUCUUCAGGCCAAACACGGCAACAAAUGGAAAAAAAUUGCAGCUGAAGUCCCUGGCCGAACUGCCAAGAGACUCGGUAAGUGGUGGGAAGUUUUUAAAGAGAAGCAACAGAGAGAACAGAAGGACAACAACAAGGUUGUGGACCCGGCCGAAGAGGGCAAGUACGACCGGAUUCUAGAGACAUUCGCGGAGAAGUUGGUGAAAGAACGCCCUGCCCCAACAUUCCUCAUGGCGACUUCAAACGGAGGGUUUCUUCACCCCGACCCACCCACUCCUCCACCGCCAAAUUUACUUCCUCCAUGGCUUUCCAAUUCUAGUACUGCCUCCAAUGUACGGCCACCCUCUCCUUCUGUAACACUGUCUCUUUCUCCGGCAACUGUUGCCCCCCCGCCUGCAAUUCCUUGGCUGCAGCCUGAUAGAGGACCCGACAAUAACCAUCGUGUGUUGGGCAAUUUGCCACCGCAUGGGUCAACACCGCCUCCUUGUGGUGAGAACUUGCUGAUUUCUGAACUUACCGAAUGCUGCAGAGAAUUGGAAGAAGGGCACCGUGCUUUGGUGGCACACAAAAAGGAAGUGGCGUGGAGGUUAAAGAGGGUGGAGUUACAACUGGAAUCAGAGAAGGCUUGUCGGAGGCGAGAGAAAAUGGAGGAGAUAGAGUCGAAAGUAAGGGCUCUUAUGGAAGAACAGAAGGCUGCACUGGAUAGGAUUGAAGCGGAAUACAGAGAACAGUUAGUGGGACUGAGGAGGGAUGCAGAAGCCAAGGAACAGAAAUUGGCUGAGCAGUGGGCUGGAAAGCACGUGCGACUCACGAAGUUUCUUGAGCAGAUGGGGUGCCGGUCCAGGCAUUCAGAGCCCAAUGGCCGGUGAGUUGACAUUCAUGGUUUGGCAUAGUUGUAUUAUCAGGACUGGCCUUUUUAUUUUUUUGGCUCUUUUUUACUUUUAAGUCUAUUUUCAAACGAUAUGUUAACUUGGUGUUCAAAAAAAAAAAAAAAAAAAAAAAUUUAACUUAUCUAUUAUAGGUGUAUAUUUUACAAGUAGUGUCUACUUGUCGCCUAAAUCAUCUGUCUUUCUGUUUUGUUGGAGUGAGAGCAUGUGCGUGCUUUUCCAGUGCAAAAUGAUCGUUUGUUCUCGGAUCUUAAAACCUUCUUACUGUGUUUAGCAGUGGAAGUAAUUGGAGGUGAAAUUAUUCCGAUUGUUAGCAAGGCAUGACAUUGUGUAUGAUUAAAGCCAGUUAUCGUGUUUGAGAAGUCUUUGGGUAAUGAUAUGUAUAUAUAGUGAUGUUUGGGGGAAAUUUUCUCAUGAUAGAGAUAGGCAAAGAAGGUUUUUGCAUACGGUGAACUCAAAUCAACCACCGUUUGUGCUACAUGGCCGGUGGUUUUUUGGUCGGAAGGUACUUCGCUGGUUAGCCAGGUCGUUAGAAGAGGGUUGAGAUGGCAGUGUUUGUAAUUUCAGUUAAAACUACUCUAAUAUCCAUCAAUUCAAUAAAUGAUUCCAUUUGCAUCAA